AACCGGUUGAACCGGUUCAGAUUUGUGGGGAGCCCAAUUUCAUGUCCCCUGCGAUGACAUUCACCGGCUAAAACAAAAGCAAAUCUCACGACUAAACAUAGUUGGACGAAAAAAUACAAACUUUUUUUUUUUAUAGCGGACAUUUGAGUCGAAAUUUCCGUUUAAAACAUGUCAAGGUGAGUGACGUUACCUCUUCCUCGUCGGUGAUGUGACGAAGCAGGAAGAAGUCGCCACUGUCGGUCGAUUGGUUUCCAUUUCUUUCACAUUUCCGCGCUAUGGGGGGAGUCUGCGCUCGCUUCGCCGAGGACCACCGACCGGCGCUCAACUUCGCGCUGCUGGUGGUCACCUACGGGGUUUACUUGCUCAUCGGCGCAGGCAUCUUCUCGGGCAUCGAGCUGCCCUACGAGGUCCAGCUCCGCGAUGAACUGGAGGCCAGCCGCAGGGACUUCUUGGCCAACAACACCUGCGUGUCGGACGCCAGCCUCCAGCAGCUGCUGGCGCGCGCCCUGGAAGCCCACAACUAUGGCGUGUCGAUAGUGGGCAAAAGUCGCCGCCGGAACUGGGACUUCAUGUCCUCGCUGUUCUUCACCAGCACCGUGCUGACCACCACAGGUUACGGCCAUACCGUUCCUCUGUCAGACGAAGGGAAGGCCUUCUGCAUCUUCUACUCCAUCGUGGGAAUCCCCUUCACCCUCUUCUUACUCUCCGUCCUGGUGCAGAGGAUCAUGGUGGUGGUCACCCACCGCCCCCUGGCCCACUUCCCUCACCGGUGGGCCGUGUCCAAGGCCAAGUUUGCCGUCGCCCACGUAGCGGUCCUCGCCGUGGUGAUGUUUCUUGCGGUCCUCUUCAUCCCGGCGUGGAUCUUCUAUGGCUUGGAGGAGGACUGGAACUUCCUGGAGUCCCUCUACUUCUGCUUCAUCUCUUUGACCACCAUUGGCCUCGGAGACUACGUCCCAGGAGAGACUCACAGUACCGAGGACAACCCUCACGGGAAGAUCUACAAGCUGCUCAUUACUCUGUACCUGGUACUGGGACUGGUGUGUGUUCUGGUGCUGAUGGAGACGUGCGUGGAGCUGCCGCAGAUAAAGCGCCUGCGCCAGCGCUUUUACCGGGACGACCUGCGUGAGCUGGACGCCGAGACGGCCAACAUCAUCGAGCGGGAGCAUCCUCCCGACGUGUCCGAACCCGUCAUCCCCUCCGUGUCGGAGCAGGCCGACACCUUGCAGAACGGCGGCCGGCCGGCGGUGCCGUACAUGCUGGCGCCCAGCCUCAAUGGGAAGCUCAACAAGCAUGAUGAAAAAGUCAGCAGCUAUGGAAAAAAAUGCUGUCCAUGUAGCUGAUAUGGAGGUUGAAAGUCUGGUCAUUUGUUUAUUUUUUAUUUUGUAGAACAUUCCCCACCGAUAAGAGCUGGGGCGUGAAUGCCAAGGAAGGGUGGCUAAGUUUCCACUUCCUGUCAAAGUGGAGCUGGGAGAGGAAGAGCGUCGUGCCACGACUUUGGAUUUGAAAACACCUACCUGCACGUUGUAGCCUAAAAAAUAAUGACCAAAUAGGUGCUUGGGUCACAACAGACCUCCUUCAAGGCCUGCUAUACAAGAUGACAGAUUUGUUACUGAAAAGAUGGUGAAAACUCAAUGCUCUAAAAAAAAAAAGUGUGAUUAAUAAUUUGAAUAAUUGAAGUCCGUUUUUAAAGUGUAGUUUCCCCAA
This is a messenger RNA of Syngnathus typhle (broad-nosed pipefish), 1704 nucleotides long. RefSeq names its product potassium channel subfamily K member 1-like. Gene Ontology annotation, biological process: stabilization of membrane potential; potassium ion transmembrane transport. The coding region runs from base 276 to 1340 and encodes 354 amino acids. Gene Ontology annotation, cellular component: membrane. The transcript has 3 exons. Gene Ontology annotation, molecular function: potassium ion leak channel activity. The record is from RefSeq and is a predicted model, not a curated record. Lineage: Eukaryota; Metazoa; Chordata; Actinopteri; Syngnathiformes; Syngnathidae.